This is a messenger RNA of Microthlaspi erraticum, 1143 nucleotides long. Lineage: Eukaryota; Viridiplantae; Streptophyta; Magnoliopsida; Brassicales; Brassicaceae. The record is from the annotation of a GenBank genome assembly.
AUGGCAAUGACGGUGUGGCAACUUCCAAGGGAUUUGGUGGAGGAGGAGAUACUAUGUCGCAUUCCGGCGACAUAUCUAAAAGGGUUACGAUCUACUUGCAAACGUUGGAACAAUUUAUUCAAGGAUAAGAGAUUCGUAAGAAAUCACUUUGAUAAAGCCGCAAAGCAGUUUCUUCUUCUCAUGCUGACGAAGGAGUUCAAGAUUUUCGCAUUGAGGAUCAAUCUCCAUGGCACUAUAUCUUCAGAUUUUAAAGGUGACAUGAGCCUUCUCGGUUCACCUUCUUGUCACAACUCAGCUCAACUGGAUAUAUCUCAAGUCUUUCACUACGAUGGCUUGUUGUUAUGUAUCAUGAGAGAAGACACCAGAAUCGUGGUUUGGAACCCUUGUACUGGUCAAACCAAGUGGAUCAACCAACCCAUAAAACCUCACAAGCUAUGCGACACAUAUAAUCUUGGAUCCUACCGAGAGUGUAACUCCCCCAAUGAUAGCUACAAAAUAUUGAGACACGGGUUAUAUGGGGGCACCGACAAAUUCGAAAUCUGUGAGAUGAACUCUAAUGCAUGGAGGAUUCUUGAUGCCAAUCCGGACUUUCAAUUAUUUUUUACGAAUUCCAGUGUGUCUUUGAAUGGAAAGACCUAUUGGUUUGCUUUGGAUGAAAAAGAGCGUCACCUUGGCAUGUUCUUGGCCAGCUUUGAUUAUACAACAGAGAGAUUUGGAUGUCUGCGUCUUCCCCAUCAGUGUUUUCCUGUAGAUUGUGGUGAAACUGAGGCUCUUUCCGUUGUCAGAGAAGAGAAGCUGUCGGUGUUAUUACGACGCAGAGAGACAUCAAAGACAGAGAUAUGGGUAACAAAUGAGAUUGAUGAGACCAGAGCGGUGUCGUCCUGGAGCAAGGUAUUAGUAGCUGAUUACCCUCUGGUUGAUAUUAGCAUUGAAUUAAGUUUCGUGGUCGAUGAGGGGAAGAAAGUCGCCGUGUGUUUCGAGAGAUGGAUGGAAUUUGAAGACGUGACCAAGUCGUACGACUUGGUAAACAUCGUUGGAGAGGAUAAUAAAGUCACACAAGUGUAUUAUGGAGCAUCUACAAUGAGUUCAUGUCAGUGGCCACGUUUGUGUAGUUAUGUUCCAAGUUUGGUUCAAAUCCCUUGA